CGACCCGGAGUCGGGCGGCUGGCUACAGGGCGGGGACCCCGCGGCGCUGGAGGUCGCCCUGGAGGCGUGGGGCGAACUCGAGGACGAGCUGGAACGGCUGGGGGAGCAGACCGGCCGCGUACCGGUCCCCUUGCUGGACCUGGAGGACCUCCUUGCCUCUGGCGGGCCGCCUCCCCGGUCGCUGAAAGAGGUGAGGAGGGCGACGCCCGUCCUGCUGCUGUCCCGGCCCGCGUACGAGCAGCUCGAGGCCUUCGACGACCGCUUCGAGGCCCUCGCCGCCCUCGACGCCCACGUCGACGGGCAGGCCGCCGUGGCGGCCGCCCACGCCGAGCUCCUCCUGGAGGGCCUCGCCGCGGUCAAGGCGGCUGGCGGCGACGCGGACCUGGCCUUCGAGGCCCUGUCCGCCAUCUCCGUGCCCGCCUUCGACGACGCGCACGUCGGCUACUUCUCGGGGCACGCGGCGCCCUGCGGCUGCGGCGGCGCCCGCGGCGGCGAGGCGGUGUGCCGGGCGCGCAGGCUGCUGGGGCGGCUGGGGCGGCGCUGG
Prorocentrum cordatum is the source of this 544-nucleotide messenger RNA. NCBI's taxonomy places the organism in Eukaryota, Dinophyceae, Prorocentrales, Prorocentraceae. The record is from the annotation of a GenBank genome assembly.